Toxotes jaculatrix (banded archerfish) is the source of this 3149-nucleotide messenger RNA. It is a transcript of the gene gtf3c3, whose product is annotated as general transcription factor IIIC, polypeptide 3. Gene Ontology annotation, cellular component: transcription factor TFIIIC complex. The transcript has 19 exons. Gene Ontology annotation, biological process: transcription by RNA polymerase III. The record is from RefSeq and is a predicted model, not a curated record. NCBI's taxonomy places the organism in Eukaryota, Metazoa, Chordata, Actinopteri, Toxotidae. The coding region runs from base 175 to 2991 and encodes 938 amino acids. Gene Ontology annotation, molecular function: protein binding.
UUGAACAUGCCGGCGGACGGCGUCAGUGUGCAGCAGAUAGGACUGGGAAUGUUUUGUUUUCUCCUCAGGUUGUCUUCUGAUAUCAGACUGCUUUAACGUGACAUGGCGCUGUAGGUCUGAAGAAGCGCGUCUUGUCCAGUCGGGUCAGGGUCAGCCGGAGGCAGAGCAACGAAAAUGUCCGGCUUCAGUGCUGAACUGAUAGACUACCUCGAGGGCAGGAUAACUUUUGAGGAGUUUGACAAAAGGAGAGACGAGAGAAGGGCAAAGGAGUCGGAGACGUUAGCUGAGGACGGGGAGGAUGAUGCUCAGCCUUCUACCUCGACACAAAUCCCGGGGAAGAUCGAAGAAGGAGUCAGCCCAGGGGUCCAGCUGGCCUUUGCCUCCAUGCUGGGAGAAACACCAGAACCACCAUCUUCUGAAGAAGAGGAGGAGGAGGACAGUUUGAGCUAUGUUGAUGACGAAGAUGAUGAGGAUUACAAGGUGGAGGAGGAGGAAGGGGGAAAGACGGAGUUGGGGCUGGCAGAGAAGAGGCAGGGGCGAGGACGGGGACGAGGUAGAGGAGCACGGAGGAGGAAGAAGAAAGAGGAAGAGGCGGAGGACCUGUCGGUGGGAGAUGUGUUUGCACUAGAGAUGGAGCUGAACCGAGAAAACAAGAAGAUGAUGAAGGAGAGGCGUCAUCGCAGCAAGCUGCCCCGAGCUCUGAGAGGCCUGAUGGGAGAAGCCAACAUCCGCUACGCCAGAGGAGAGAAAGAGGACGCCAUUUUGAUGUGUAUGGAAAUCAUAAGACAGGCUCCUCUGGCCUAUGAGCCUUUCUCCACGUUGGCCAUGAUCUACGAGGAUGACGAAGACAUGGACAAAGCACUGCAGUUUAGUCUGAUUGCUGCCCACCUCAACCCCUCCGACAGCGAGGAGUGGAUCAGACUGGCUGAAAUGUCUCUGGAGCAGGACAACAUCCGACAGGCCAUCGUCUGCUACUCCAAAGCCAUCAAGUACGACCCCACCAACGUGCGCUACCUGUGGGAGCGCUCCAGCCUCCACAUGCGCCUGGGAGAGCACAAGCAGUGCAUGGACGGCUACCGCAGGAUCCUGUCGCUGCUGCCGCUGGAGGACGGAGAGCACUUCAUGCAGCUUUCUAAGGACAUGGCCAAGAGUUACUAUGAGAGCAAUGACUUGCCCUCAGCUCUGAAUGUGAUAGAGGAAGCUCUGGCACGACACCCCACCCUGGUCAGCGAUGACUUCAUCAACAUGGCAGCUGAGCUCUAUAUCGCCAGCCACCAGUACAACAAGGCCGUGCAGGUCUUGGUCCAGUUUGCAGGCAUUGUUUUGGUCAGAGCUGAGUCCAGUUCAAACAUCACGGCACCAAAACAAGAGGAGAAAGUGGUGGAGAUGAUGAUUGAGGAGCAGGAGAAGAAGAGUGAAGAAGAUACAAAGACGGUAGAGGAAAUGUCAGCGGAGGAGAGUGGUGCAAUUAAACAAGUACAGGUACCAGACACUGUCCCAGUGGACCUGAGGGCCAAGCUAAUUGUCUGCCUCAUACACCUACACGUGUACACGCCCCUGGAGGGCCUGGUACCAUCGCUGAUGGAGCAGAGUCCAGAGGAGAUUGGAGACUUGUACCUGGAUGUAGCUGAAGCCUACCUGGACAAGGGCGAGUACCUGUCUGCUCUGCCUCUGCUGUCUGCCCUCGUCAUAUCCGAAAAGUACAACCUGGCUGUCGUCUGGCUCCGACACGCAGAAUGUCUGAAGGCACUGGGCCACAUGGAGGCGGCGACAGAAAGCUACAAUAAGGUGGUAGAGAUGGCCCCGCAGCACCUGGAGGCCCGGCUCUCCCUGGCCACCCUGCAGCAGCAGCUGGGCCGGCCAGAGCGCGCCCUCAAGGCCCUGGAGUCCAUGUACGACAGCGACACCCUGUCACAGGACUCUUCAGCCGCACAGAAGGAAUUAAAGCUGCUUCUGCACCGUUCGACGCUGCUGAAGACUCAGGGACAAAUACAGGACUACCUGGAUGCUAUGAUCACCAUGAUCUCCAUGCUGCUUAAAGUGGCCAUGCAGCGAGCUAAGGUGUGUGUACGCUCUGUAACUGUGUCGGGUAAGAAUCACCUGAGGCUGGUAAAAGCCAAAGACCUGCUGCCAGAGAUCGCUGACCAUGAAGCUGCCUAUCUGGACAAUACUGGUAAAACCAACGUUUUGUCCAAAGAGGACUGGUGGCAGCUGCUGGUGAGCUGCGUGCUGACGCUGUCUGAGGUGCAGCGCUACGAGGAGGCCGAGCUGCUGGUGGAGUCCGCCAUGGAGUUCUACUCUUUUUACGACAACAAGCCCAGGAGGAAGGAGCUGGAGUUCUUCGGCCUGUCUGCCACCAUCUUGGACCACAACUACUACAAGGCUUACAACUACAUCAGAUUAAUGCUGAUGGAAAAUGUGGAUCUGCCUCAGCUUUGGAACAUUUUCAACCAGCUGACGAUCACCUCUCAGCACCAGCGUCACCAUCGCUUCUGUCUGCGUCUGCUGUUGAAACACCCCGACAACCACGCCCUGUGUGUCCUCUGUGGACAUAACGCCAUGGUGUCAGGAAGCUUCAAACAUGCUCUGGGCCAGUAUGUUCAGGCCUUCCAGACUCACCCAAAGAACCCACUCCACAGCCUGUGUGUGGGUCUCACCUUCUUCCACAUGGCGUCUCAGAAGUACGUCGCCAAACGACACACUCUGGUGCUGCAGGGGUUCUCCUUCCUGUGGCAGUAUGUGGAGCUGCGUGGAGAGUGUCAGGAGAGCAUGUACAACCUGGGCAGGGCGCUACACCAGAUGGGUCUCACACAUCUGGCCAUACAUUACUACCAGAAGGCCCUCACACUGCCUGCACAGAAACUGGAGGGGAUCGCCGAUGAUCAGGUGGAUCUGAGGAGGGAGAUCGCCUUCAACCUGUCACUCGUCUACCAGGCCAGCGGGAACAUGGCGAUGGCUCGACAGGUCAUCAACACACACUGCGUAGUUUGACAAUGCCUACUCAUCACUGAUGGUGCGACACUGUGAAAAUAUGGAGGACUAUGAAUGACUCACUCAUCAAUAAAUAAAUGCACUAGUAAAAUAAAUACUAAAAUCAUUCUGUUAAAAAAAAAAAGAAGAGAGAACUCUUAUUUUUCCAUUUCUACAAA